AUGGCCGGUGAAUUUAGUGCAAAUAUCAGUAGAAGUAGAAAAUACACCGAUUCCCCCGUGACCGAACCGCCUGAUCUUAAAUCGCCAAGCUUUAUUACAGAAGAGACUCAAUUUUUUGGUAAAGGAAACAGAAGAACUUCGACACCAGUAGGGACUAAAAGUAGGAGAAGCAGGAGCGUGAGUAGUACUAGAAUUACUCCGUCAGUUCUUAGUUUGUCUGACGAGAAUUUUUAUGAGGAUUUAGAAGUUUACGUUAAAGAAAUGUCCGCAACGAGAGACACCAUGGACGCAGGAGCAGAACCAGACGUGUGGAGUCAGCUUCAACAGAAGGAAUCUGAUCUGUUGCUAGCUGCGGAACUGGGGAAGGCAUUGUUGGAGAAGAAUGAGGAAUUGAAAAAGGAACAAGAACGCAUUUCUGAGGAAUACUCCAAGAAACUUGAGGAGUUGGAGCAAGAGAAGCACCUGCUGAGGCGGCGCCUGGACACGACGCAGGGCGAAUACGAAGCCCGCUUACUAGAACUCCAGAAUGACAUCAAGGAACUAACCGCGAAAAUCGACUCUAAGGAUAACUGUGUCAAACAGCGUGAGGAAGAAAAAGCCAGUCUGAUAGCGGAGCUGACAGCGCAAAACUCAAGGCUGACCGCACAGCUCAAGGAGUCCUCAAUCACAGAAGCCCAGCUGCUGGCACAGCUGGAGAGCCUGAAAGACCAGUGCUCAAUGAGGAAGACCAGUCUUCAGGACCAUGUACAAAGCCUCAAGUCGCUAAAAGAGGAGUUGGCGCUUGUGAGCGAUAAAAAGGUGGACCUGGAGAGGAGACUGACGACAUCCCUCCGUGAUAAGGAAAACUUGUCGCAGCAGUUGGAUGAAGCCAACGACAGGAUCGCAGCGCUUGAGAGGCAGUUAAAAGAACAGGAACACCUCUACCAGAAUACGCUCAAGGAACUGGAGCGGCUGCAAAGGUCCCAUGACACGUUGGCCGAGAGGAUCGGGGCACCCGAACCGGUUGAACAAUCGGACACGGCCCGCUCGCUGCACGCCGAGAUGGAGACCGAGCCUGAGGACGAGGACGACAGCUGGCUGAGAAGCGAAGCUGUCCAGGUCUUCAAGCAGUUGCGAUCCCUGGCGCUACAGCUCAACACUGGACACGAUGAUGACUCUGGUCUUCAUUCUGAUCUAUCCAUAUCAUCGCUGGACGGUGAGGAGGGUGAAUGCCUUCGUCGCGGAGCCCUAGCGGCUGCCUGUGCCGACGCGGUCGCAGCUUAUGCCACCCUAGAAGGCUCCCGCGUGAGGGAUUCCAUCGCCGCCCACGCCAGAAGAGCGCUGGAGAGGGAGAGGCAGAUCGACGAGAAGAAUGAGAUCAUCGCUGACCUGUCUUCUAAGUUAUCAGUAGCAGAAGUGGAGCUUCGCGCGGCGGCAGAAGAACGCGACAAGUUGCUCAACGACGCCAACUACAACAGCCUGCAGAACGACGAGGCAGUUUCCCGCGCACGCCAAGAAAGAGACGAGGCCAUCGAGAGGAAGAAGGUCGCCGAGGUCGCUUUGGCGAAGACGCGAGUUGAACUAAUGCAGGCCAACAGCCAGCUGUAUGAAGCUGUGCGUCAGAAGGUGGACCUUGGCCAACAGCUCGAGCAGUGGCAGAUGGACAUGCAAGAGCUGAUCGAGGAGCAAAUGAAGCACAAGCUCACAACGCAAGAGAAGCGAAGGAAACUCCCCGAGGCGCCCGCUCCAACCCGAACUUCAAGGCUCCUCGGAUUUUUUCAGCGGUGA
Molecule: messenger RNA, 1767 nt
Organism: Parnassius mnemosyne (clouded apollo)
Lineage: Eukaryota; Metazoa; Arthropoda; Insecta; Lepidoptera; Papilionidae
Source: the annotation of a GenBank genome assembly